AUGGAUGCAAUUGGGCCUAUUAAACCUCCUUCGUCGGCUUACCAUGAGUAUAUCCUGAUAGCCACAUAUUACUUCACAAAGUGGGUCGAAGUCCAAGCUUUUAAGAGCUUAAAUACAAGGGCAAUAAUCUUAUUCUUAAAAGAGAAAAUCUUUACAAGAUAUGGGAUUCCUGACUCUAUAACAGUGGAUCAAGCUACCAUGUUUACAGCACAUGAGUUCAAUUCCUAUCUCAAGGAAUUCGAGAUUCAAAAGAUUCACUCUAUCCCUUAUUUUGCUCAAGCUAAUGGGAAGGCCAAAGCUACUAACAAGGUAAUCUGUAAAGGGAUUGCUAAAAUGGUGGAUGAAAAUCCAAAGAAUUGGCAUGUUCUUCUACACUUGCUACUUAGGCAUAUAGAACAUCAAAAAGAGAUGCAAUUUGGACUACCCCUUACCAAUUGGUAUAUAGGCAUGAACCAGUUGUACUGUACCAGCAUAGCUGAGCGCUAA
Molecule: messenger RNA, 486 nt
Organism: Chenopodium quinoa (quinoa)
Lineage: Eukaryota; Viridiplantae; Streptophyta; Magnoliopsida; Caryophyllales; Amaranthaceae
Exons: 1
Coding region: 1-486 (161 amino acids)
Biological process (GO): DNA integration
Molecular function (GO): nucleic acid binding
Source: RefSeq, a predicted model, not a curated record